AUCUAUAAUUUGAAAUUGGAAGUUUAAACGAGCGGAUUUCACAAAGUAUAGUUGUUUCUAUAAUUUGAAAAACAUUAAAAAUGAAAGAUAUUUUGCAAUCAGUAGUAGAAAAUCAUCCGAAGUUGAAUUUUGAAACGCAAUCUAGUCCUAGUUACGUCGAAAUCUAUACUAAAAUAAAAAAUGAAAUCGUUAUUGUUUACUCUAAGGCAAAACAAUCUAGUUCCAUAAACGAAAAUAACUCGAAAAGUAAUAAAAGCGAGCAAGACGAACUAGACUUGACUGGAUCUCCGUUAAAAUUAGAUUUAAGUAUCCAUGCAAUGUUGGAUGAAACUAUGAUGUCUGAAGAGCCACAGUUGUGGAGAAAAGAAGAGUUCUUUCACUCUCCUAUAGAUAUUGAAAAAGCUAGGGAAAUAGCCAAUUUAUAUACCAAAAGCCUAGCUUCAUUAGCUAAAGAUGAAGCAACUCCUAUGUGGAUUCUGUGCACUCCCACAAGUGAAGGCAAACCAUUACUUCUUACUAUACAGUCCAAUAAAGAUGAGUUUACAAGAGGUUUAGUUAAUUAUGAGGGUGCGGUCACAUUGGAAGAUGUGGAUGUUGAAAAUCUGAUGAAAGAUUUCGCUUCUCAAGAGUGUAUUGACGAAGACUUGGUAAAAGCAUCAGUAGAUUGCAAAUACACAGUGUCUGGUAUAUCUUAUGGGCAGUUGAACUAUGAAGAUCAAUUGAAUACACCUCACAGUGGUCUCACUGAAUUGCACUGUCAAUGGUCAGCCAAAACAUUGUUAACACCAUUUAUAAGCUGUAAAGUACAUUUUGAACAAGAAGUCAUAGUAGGUCAUCUUGCCAGCCCCUGCAAUGCUAUAUGGAAGUCGUUGUGUGCACUGCAUCAGAUUAACGAAUUACUUGUGGAUAUGACAGCCGCAGCUGGUAAUGUUGAUUUGGAGAAGGCUGUUAUCAGAAACCUAAUCCCGGGUAUGAAGCGCUACAACAACACGAAACGUCUCAACGAAUUGUUAAACGAAACAGAAAUAUACACAUAUACAGCAGAAUGUCCGACUGGAGGUUGUCUGUGUGUCACAGAUAAUACAACAACUCUACGACAAUGUAUGAAUGAUAUGAACAAAAUGGGAUCUAGUAACGAUUUCACAUAUAAACUAUGGGACGUUUUGAGAGACUCUGAAACUGCAGAGGAACUGAUCACAUUGUUACUGCAAGCAUUGACGUUUAUAUCGUCAGGGAAAAUACGACCGUUUAUCGACGUCAACAACAAAUCCUUACUGUCGAAACUCGUUCUGAAGCUAUCAAGAGGUCAUUCGCAAACAUCCAAAGUGCUUAAGAAUCUCCGCUCCAGUCCACCACAUGCUUUGUCUCUGAUUGCACAAGUUGGCUUUGAGAAAACUAUGUGGGAGUACACUAGGAUCAUGUCCCUUCUGGAACAUUCUUUCUUUCUAGCUGGGAUGUGGAGUAAUGAUGCUAGAUCAAAAGAGAAAAUCGACCAAAUAAACCAAACGAUACAAGACAUGACAAUGGGUGGGGAGUUCACUUUGAAUCCCUUCGAGAGCUACACAACAACUGAACAUUCUAUACGACUGGACUCUGAGUCGUUCUGUGUGGAAGACUCUAACGAUCUCACUGUGGAUGACUUCGCUUCGUUGAAAACACGUGGUCUUGUUGGUGAUAAGAAGGACAGUAAUGAGGUGCCUCUAAUAGCUGAUGAAAUAGACAUAAGUCCAUGGAAGAGCCUCCUCAUGAGGUUCGCUCAAGUGCACGUCUGUUUGGAACAUUUGUAUCGCGCGGAAACCUGCUUGAGAGCGGACUUCGCACAGUUAAAACCAAUGGCGUCUCGUAUCCUAGAACUGUAUGUAUCAGAAAAAUCUCCAGUCAAGACGGUUGGACAAUUAAUGAAUGACCCUAUAUUAAAAAUAAACAUACCUAUAACGAACAAUAUCGUUCAGGACCAUUUGAAGAAAUCGGCAACUUGGUACCGUCUAGAACUCAGUAAGAAGGAAAGAGCAACUGAUUCUGGCCUCAAACGUUACUGUAAACUUGUCUAUGUAUAUUCUCAGUUGCCAGUUUUCCCGCCAAAUGUAUGGCAACAUAUUGAAACACCAAACGAAGAAGUGGGUGAAACUACAACGGUUGUUGAAGAAGUAAAAUAUCACUGUACGAAAUAUACAUAUUUAUCAAAUAAAGUGAACAGAAAUAUUGUUUUGUGAUAAGUUGCACUGGCGAAAUCGUGAUAAAUUAUAUAAUUUUAUAGAUUUUU
Molecule: messenger RNA, 2263 nt
Organism: Zerene cesonia (dogface butterfly)
Lineage: Eukaryota; Metazoa; Arthropoda; Insecta; Lepidoptera; Pieridae
Gene: Zwilch
Product: protein zwilch
Exons: 14
Coding region: 81-2213 (710 amino acids)
Biological process (GO): mitotic spindle assembly checkpoint signaling; protein localization to kinetochore
Cellular component (GO): RZZ complex
Source: RefSeq, a predicted model, not a curated record